AUGGCGCCACCUUCACCAGCCACCAGCAUCAACAGAACAUCCAGCGACGGCGGCACGAUCAUACUCAACAAAUACCAACUCACUCGCCUUUUAGGUCGUGGUAGUUUCGCUAAAGUCUACCAUGGCCGUUCUCUCAUCGACGAUUCCUCCGUCGCGGUGAAAGUUAUUGAGAAACCCUCCAUCGCAGAUCCGACGAUGGAGCCACGGCUGGUUCGUGAAGUCGCCGCCAUGCGGCGGUUGAACCAUCCCAACAUUCUCAAACUCCAUGAAGUGUUGGCGACGAAAACCAAGAUCUAUCUCGUUAUGGAACUCGCCUAUGGUGGUGAGCUUUUCACACAGUUGUCCCGCCGUGGACGGAUGAAGGAAGCAACUGCACGGAGGUACUUUCAACAGAUCGUAUCGACGCUCAAUUUUUGUCAUCAAAACGGAGUCGCUCAUCGCGAUCUAAAACCCCAAAACCUUUUGUUAGACGAAGAUGGGAACCUGAAAAUCUCUGAUUUCGGACUCUCGGCGUUGCCUGAGUCACAAAAGGACGGGCUCCUCCACACUGCGUGUGGAACUCCAGCGUACACUGCACCAGAAAUCGUUCGCCGGAAAGGCUACGACGGAGCAAAGGCGGACGCGUGGUCAUGUGGAAUUAUACUUUUCAUCUUCUUAGCAGGUUAUCUUCCUUUCGACGACAGUAAUUUAGCAAACAUGUACCGGAAAAUUCACCUACGUGAAUUCGCAUUUCCCGAUUGGAUGCCAAAACAACCGAGGAUCAUUAUUCAAAAGCUCCUAGAUCCGAAUCCGAAAACCAGGAUGAGCAUCGAGACGUUAAUGAACCUCUCAUGGUUCAAAAAAUCACUGAGACCCGAUCCUACUCUCGAACUCCACAACGAAACAGAAACCGAAGCAACCGGAGAAGAUGAUUUGAGUUCGAUUAAACACAAGACGACAAUGAAUGCGUUUGAUAUAAUCUCGAUGUCGUCAGGGCUUGAUUUAUCAGGUAUUUUCGAAGAGAAAAUCGUACGGAAGGAUAGGAGAUUCACGACGACGGCAACGGCGGCGGAGAUUGAGAGGCGGGUGGUGGAAGUGGGUGAGAGAUUGGGGUACAGAUCGAAGAAAAUGAAAGACAAAGAGAAUAGGAACAGGGAUGUGAUGGGGUUGGUGAAAGGUAGGGUGGUGGUGUUGGCGAAGGUGUUGGAGGUGGCGGUGGAUUUGUUGCUGGUGGAGAUGACGGUGGUUGGCGGCGGAGGUGGGUUUAGUGAGGUUGAAUGGGAGGAAUUCAAGGUGGGUUUUGAAGACGUUGUAGUGUCAUGGCACUGCUAA
This is a messenger RNA of Lactuca virosa, 1311 nucleotides long. The record is from the annotation of a GenBank genome assembly. NCBI's taxonomy places the organism in Eukaryota, Viridiplantae, Streptophyta, Magnoliopsida, Asterales, Asteraceae.